Sciurus carolinensis (gray squirrel) is the source of this 4743-nucleotide messenger RNA. It is a transcript of the gene Znf639, whose product is annotated as zinc finger protein 639. NCBI's taxonomy places the organism in Eukaryota, Metazoa, Chordata, Mammalia, Rodentia, Sciuridae. The transcript has 7 exons. Gene Ontology annotation, molecular function: DNA-binding transcription factor activity, RNA polymerase II-specific; RNA polymerase II transcription regulatory region sequence-specific DNA binding. Gene Ontology annotation, biological process: regulation of transcription by RNA polymerase II. The coding region runs from base 502 to 1959 and encodes 485 amino acids. The record is from RefSeq and is a predicted model, not a curated record. Gene Ontology annotation, cellular component: nucleus.
GCGGCCGCGCAGCCUGGGCCUGGGGCCUGGCGGGCUGGGCUUAGGGCGCGCGGGAGGGAAAGGGCCGGUCCCGGCAGAGCGCCCGGGAGCGCGAGGGCCUGAGCGGCGUCGCCUGCCGCCGUGGGCCCCCUCCGCCCGCGCUCGGCCGCCGCCACCUCAGCUGUGCCUGGGCCGGACCGGGCCCCGGGGAAACGUUUUUCUUAGGUGACUCUCUUCCCCUUCUUCUACUUGCUGGCUGAGUAAGAACUGGAAACAAGAUGUAACUUGCUGGUGGCAGUGCUUAGCCACGAAGAUGUACCCACAUAAUGUUAGCUAUUCAAUGCCCAGGAAUCAGAAGACAUGUAUUUGCAUCUCUGGUUUUGCCAUUUCUUAGUUGACUUGACUUUCACUGAGUAUGUUUCUUCAUCACUAAAAUUGAGGUAUUUUUCUUACCAUCUGUGGAAACGUCAUAAUUCAUUUUUCCUAACUGCAGUAUUAAGAAUUACACCAAAUUGAAAAGAUAUGAAUGAGUAUCCUAAAAAAAGAAAAAGGAAGACUUUACAUCCUUCUCGUUAUUCAGAUUCCUCUGGAAUAAGCAGAAUUGCAGAUGGAUUCAAUGGGAUUUUUUCUGAUCAUUGUUACAGUGUCUGCUCUAUGAGACAGCCAGACUUAAAAUAUUUUGACAACAAAGAUGAUGAUUCUGAUACUGAGACAUCAAAUGACUUGCCAAAAUUUGCAGAUGGAAUCAAGGCCAGAAACAGAAAUCAGAACUAUCUGGUUCCCAGUCCUGUACUUAGAAUUAUAGACCACACUGCCUUUUCUACAGAAAAAUCUGCUGAUGUAGAAAUUUGUGAUGAAGAGUGUGAUUCACCCGAAUCAGUCAACCAACAAACUCAAGAGGAGAGUCCUAUAGAAGUUCACACCGCCGAGGAUGUCCCCAUUGCUGUAGAAGUGCAUGCAAUUUCGGAGGAUUAUGACAUAGAGACAGAAAACAAUUCUUCCGAGAGUCUCCAAGACCAAACUGAUGAAGAACCACCAGCUAAACUUUGUAAAAUUCUUGACAAGAGCCAAGCUUUGAAUGUGACUGCCCAGCAGAAAUGGCCUUUACUGAGAGCUAAUAGCAGUGGCCUCUAUAAAUGUGAACUUUGUGAAUUCAAUAGUAAAUAUUUUUCUGAUUUAAAACAGCAUAUGAUCCUGAAACAUAAACGUACUGAUUCAAAUGUGUGUCGAGUAUGCAAGGAAAGCUUCUCUACCAACAUGCUUCUGAUCGAACAUGCCAAACUACAUGAAGAGGAUCCCUACAUCUGUAAAUACUGCGAUUACAGGACAGUAAUUUUUGAGAACCUCAGCCAGCACAUUGCAGACACCCACUUUAGCGAUCACUUGUAUUGGUGUGAGCAGUGUGACAUGCAGUUCUCCUCAAGCAGUGAACUCUACUUACAUUUCCAGGAGCACAGCUGUGAUGAACAGUACUUGUGUCAGUUCUGUGAACAUGAAACGAAUGAUCCAGAAGACUUGCAUAGCCAUGUGGUAAAUGAGCAUGCGUGUAAAUUAAUAGAACUAAGCGAUAAGUAUAACAAUGGAGAACAUGGACAAUACAGCCUCUUAAGCAAAAUUACCUUUGACAAAUGUAAGAACUUCUUUGUAUGUCAAGUAUGUGGUUUUCGGAGUAGACUUCAUACAAAUGUUAACAGGCAUGUUGCUAUUGAACAUACUAAAAUAUUUCCUCAUGUUUGUGAUGAUUGUGGGAAGGGCUUUUCAAGCAUGCUAGAAUAUUGCAAGCAUUUAAAUUCACAUUUAUCUGAAGGGAUUUAUUUAUGUCAAUAUUGUGAAUAUUCAACAGGACAGAUCGAAGAUCUUAAAAUUCAUCUAGAUUUCAAGCAUUCGGCUGACUUACCUCAUAAAUGUAGUGACUGCUUGAUGAGGUUUGGAAAUGAAAGGGAAUUAAUAAGUCACCUUCCAGUCCAUGAAACAACUUGAUUAUUCUCUUUGACUUACAUAAUGUUUUUGUAAAAUAAUAAAUUCAACUUUUUUUGAGAUGUUAAAAUGGGUAAUUUUAAACACAUCUUAUGAGAUUUGCCUUUUAACAAGUAACAUUUUCCAGUAUGUAAUUAUACCUUAGGUGUGGUAUUUUCAAUUGCAUGGUAGUAUAUAGUUUUAAUCAUUCUUCGUGACUGUAAUCUGCAUGUGGUCCAGUUUUAUGAAUUGAGAAGAAACAGAUGUACUGAAAAAACUAUCCAGUUUUCCUUCCUUAACCCUGGGUGCUGUUAACCUUUUUAAACACAAAACAAGCUUAUUUUUUUGUGUAUAAAGUCAUUAAAUUAUUGUACUACCAGAACUAAAAGAACAUACACAUUUAAGUCCAUUCACACUCCCAUUAAUAAGAAACCAACCCCGCCUUUUGUAGUCCCCAUCAGAUAUUAACCCCUAAGCAAUCAGUAGACUGAUUAAUAACAGUAGGAAGUCUUUAUUAUAGAAGGGGGGAAAUGCCAUUUUCUUGGCAGUUUUUCAUUUUUUUUAAACCCCUAUCAAAUAAUUUAAGAUGGGGAGAUGGUAAGACAAUAGAUAAUUUUUAAAAAUUAACCAUUUCACAACCAAUUAACAUUUUAUCUUCAGUUAUAGAACUAUGAAGAUAUGCCCACCUUCUUUCUUUUUUUUUUGGUACCAGAAAUUGAACCCCCAGCACACUUAGCCACUGAGCCACAUCCCCAGCUCUUUUUAUUUAUUUAGAGACAGGGUCUCACUAAGUUGCUAAGGCUCACUUUGAACUUGGCAUCCUUCUGCCUCACCCUCCCAAGCCAAUGGGAUUACAAAUGUGGGCCACCACCCCUGGCUAAUGCCCGAACUUAUGAUACCAAAUUGAUCAUUGAGAAAACCAUAACUAUUAAGUUAGGAAGAUCUGGGUAAUAAGGGGUUGCUGGCAUGAUUAAUGUAUAAAGGGCUGGGGAGAUAGCUCAGCUGGUAGAGUGCUUGCCUCGAAAGCACAAGACCCUGAGUUCGAUCCCCAGUACCGCAAAAAAAAAAAAAUGUAUAAAUUACUUCUGAUAAUGCUAAAUUAGCUUUAUGAUUUUUAUUUACUGUAGCAACCUUAAAUUACUACAGACUGAGUUGCUUAAAUAGCAGUUUAUUGAACUUCUGAAGGACAGAAGUUCAAAAUCAAGGUUUUGGCACAGUUUGUUCCUUCUGUGAGGGAAUAAUCUGUUCCAGACCCCUCUCUUUGGCUUAUGCAUGGUCAUAUUCAUGUUAAUAGGGUAUUCUCUCUGUAUGGAAGUCUUGUUUCCAAAUUUCCUCUUUAUAGACUUAACAGUCAUGCAUUAGGGCCUGUACUACCAGCUUCAUUUUAAUUUGAUAAAGAUUCAGUAAGGCCUAAAGUACUGGGGAUUAGGACUUCUAACAUAGGAAUUUGGGGGGCCAACCAGAGUUCAUAGCUUCUAAAAUAGUAUCAAGAAGAGAGAAUUUUUAAAAAUGUUUGUAUUAGUGCAUUAUGAUUAUCCAUAAUAGUGGGGUUUAUUGUGACAUUCAUACAUGCACAAAGUACAAUUUGUUACAUUUCAUUUCCCAGUACAUUCCUUUUCCCUCCCUCCAUCCUUCCCGAGUCCCCUUCCUUUGCUUUAAUGAUGUAAAAAGAUAGAAUUGUACUUUUUUUUUCUUUUUUCAAUACUGGGAAUUGAAUCCAGGGACACUGUACCACUGAGCUACGUCUGCAGCCCUUUUUAUUUUUUGAGACAGGGUCUUGCUGAAUUGCUAUGGCUGUGUUCAAACUUUGAUCCUUCUGCAUUAGCCUCCUGAGUCGCUGGAAUUAUGCCUGAUGUCACUCUCAUAUUUAACAAGCAUUGCUGCAAACUGUUAUUUCCCAGAGGUAUUGAUACUGUCAAAAAGACCAAUUUACAAUCAGGGAAUUUGGUUUUAUUUUGAGAAGGGUGACUGCAACAAAUAUCCUCAAAUCCAUCCCAUCAUUUUGCUGGUCAUAGUGAUUCAUUCUGUAAUCCCAGCUACUCAGCAGGCUGAGGCAAGAGGACUGCAAGUUCAAGGCCAGCCUGGGCAAUUUACCAAGCUACUAUCUCAAAAUAAUAAUAAAACCUUAUUUCUAUUUUUGUCAUAGAAGCAUACUUAAGUUCCUAAAAACUCAACAUUCCAUCUGAUUAUAAUAUUCCUGGUAGGACUGUGCUGGUACAAAUUUUCUCAGAAGACCUAAAAUUUUAGCAGUUUUGUAUGUAAGAGAACCUUAGAAAUCCUCCAGUUUUCUAAGUUUUUUUGGUACUGGGAUUGAACCCAGGAGAGAGUUGCUAUUGAGUGACAUCUCCACACUUUCUAUAUUUUAUUUUGAGAUGGGCCUCACUAAGUUGUUGAGGGUUUUAUUCAAUUGCCAGGCUGGCCUCAAACCUGUGAUACUCCUAUCUCAGCCUCCCAGAUUGCUGACAUUACAAGUGUAUGCCACAACAGCAACCCAGUUUCCUACAGGAACAGGUUGUUAAAAGACCAAGGACACAUACCCGCCUACAGCACACAGGCAUGGAAUCCUAGUCAUUUGGCUUACGGCCUAGUGGUGUCUCCAUUACACCAUGUUACGUAAAUCUAAUCUUUGUCCUUGGGGUGUUUUGCAUGAGUACUUCACCUAGCCAUUCACCUAACUUCUUGAUAAUUGUUUUUCAUACUUUUUGAUACAUAUCUGCCUUUGGGAAUUUGAUUUUUAGGAAGCAAACCAAAAUGCCUUGGUGUUUAAAAAAAAAAAAAUAGCAUGGCCAUGCAGGCCUGUAAUCCUCA